ACAAAUGUUACAAAAUGACGUGCAUUUAUUAUUUUGUAACCCCCUACUAAUCAAUUGGUUUGAUCCUACAGUAGUUCGGCAAAGCAUACCGCCCUUUUACUCGAAACCACGCCCUGUUUUUGGUAUGGGCGUGUUCUAGAACGUUAGGUGGGCGGGCUGAGGACGCGAGCGCUGCUGCAGGGAAAGCGGUGCAAGUGCACAGGCAGGAAUUGCAGCUGUAGCAGAGACAGUAAUAGCAAAGCUACCAUAAUGUAACUGAUCACCAAGGCAGAGGUCUGAGGGGCACAGGCAUCAGACAAAUGCAAACAAAUGAACUUCCCUGGGUAAGCGAAGAGAGUGGCAAAGCUCAUGGACGCUAGACGACUUGCAUGAUAAACUUCGCUAUGGCUGCCCAGUCCAGCUUGUAUAAUGAAGACAGAAAUUUACUUCGCAUUAGAGAACGAGAGAGACGAAAUCAGGAAGCUCUUCAAGAGAGAGAAACAUUUCAUGACCAUGUGCCUUUGUUUGCUGAACCCUACAAGACAAGUAAGGGAGAUGAAUUGUCAAGUCUCAUCCAGAGCAUGCUAGGUAAUUAUGAGGAUGUAAAGGAACCAAUUGGUGCAAAAUCGAUUCCAAGUCUUAUUAGUAUGUCUGAAAGUGCACUGCCUAUGAGUUCACAAGGGAAACCUGACCGUCGGAGCACCUUCUCUCAGCGUUCAUUCCACAGUGGUGACCACCAGUCUGUUCGGCAUCCUAACCCUUAUUCUGGACCAUCUUCUGGACACCAGCACAGGCCGCGUACUGGUACUGAGCAGACAUCUGACAAGCUUGUAAAAAAACAAAAAACUGUUAGAGAACGGCCUCAAGAUCACAGUUCUCGUGAGCGGCAAAGUGGAACUGUGGCCAUGGAUAAGACAGGCAGGCAAGCUCAAGAAGAUCCUGCUGAACCUUUAUCCUCCCCUUCAUUUAUACCUGCCCUUUCCCCUCUUUUUUCUUCUUUGUCCCCACCAAUAGAACCCUUAUCCCCAAUACAUUCCAGCCAUUAUACAGAUUCCAAGCCGAAGGGUGUCAAAAGCCAUGAGAAAAAAUACGGUCAUGCUACGUCAUCCCCAGCCUUGAGUGACACUGGAAACAGAGAGAGUGCUACUCCUGUUGCAAAUUUGGUGCCUUCUACACAAUCUUUUCCCCCAUCCUUACCUUCAAAAACAAGUGCAAUGCCUCAAAAGCCCACAGCAUAUGUGAGGCCAAUGGAUGGACCGGAUCAAGCCACAGUUGAAUCUCCAGAGCUGAAGCCUCUAUCGGAGGACUACAAUGAGGAAUCAUAUGGAAGCCUAUCGGAUCUGAAGGCCAAUGUGAAUGUGAAGGAGUUCUCCAAGCUAGAUAUGCCCUCUGAAACCUCUGAGACCUUCUCCAAUGAUGUCCAUUGUGUUGAAGAAAUACUUAAGGAGAUGACCCAUUCAUGGCCACCGCCAUUAACCGCUAUCCAUACACCCAGCACUACGGAAUCUUCCAAAUUCCAUUUUCCCACCAAGGAAAGUCAGCACGUUCCAUCUGUCAAAGUGAACCAGAAGCAGUAUGACAACUCUUCAAAGGCCUUGCCAAGUCCACAGCAGGGAACCUCAAUGCUGGAAAAUGACCUCCAAAUCAGCGAUAGCGAUGACAGUGAGGACGAUGAGGUUUGCGAAAAGCCAUCUUCUUCUUCUUCUGCUCCACCAAGUGUCCUACAAUCCCAAACCAACAGUGUGGCCUCAGCACAUUCCAGCAUUGUGGAAUCGGAAAGCAGCGAAUCAGACAGCUCUUCUGAUUCAGAAUCUGAGAGCAGCUCAAGUGACGGUGAGGUGAAAAAUCCACCCAGAGCUCCUACACCAGAGACUGAAGCACGAACAGAAAAUAUAUGGCAGUUAAAUUAUAUUAUGAACAAAGGUAGCCAACCAACGGCACAAACAGAAAACCAGAAUAUUGUGGACCGUGAACAAUCAAGCCAUAGGGAGAGUAAAGAACAAGAAGACAACUCUCCUUGCCAUUCUGAAUCCCCAAAGACUAAUGAGCCAUGCCACACAAAUGCCCUUUGGACUACUAAAGAAGAAAUUCAGGAAAAAAUAAAAUGCCCAAAUUCCCCUGUGGUAAGAGAAACUGUUGCUCCAAGGCAGACUGUAGGUAUAAAGCAACCACGGAAAACUGUGAAAACCUUACUGCAGGAGGAGCCAAAAGGAGGCCUGAAAGUAGAAAGUGAACCAGCUCCUUAUAGGCCUAGAGAGCAGCCUUCCAAAGAGAAGCCCACAGAGAAGACGAAAGGGAAGCUAAAAUCAAAAGAUCAUAAGGAACCAAAAGCAAGCGUCACUCAAUCCACUGAAAAAAAGAAGCACAAAAGUUCCCAUCAUAGUAGCAGCAAGAAGUGUUCCAGCACCAAAUCUGAUAAGAGCCAUUUAAUCCAGCCUACACCAGAAUGUCCCCCUUGCCCACCGAUCCAAAAUCCUAGCAAAGCCAACCAUAGGACUAAUAUCACUCACCCUGCAGUUAUUGUGCGUGAGGACUUUCACAGGGACAAAGUGUUAUUACCAAUCGGGGGCAACAAAUUGUUGUCAUCUCCUAGGAACAACCACAAGCCCUGUUCCCUUAUUGUCAAAAUAAAUUUGUCAGCACUCUCUAGAGUCCCAGAGCCACCUGGCAAAACAAUCCAGUUAACGUUUAAGAGAGAGAUCAUCCAAGAAUCACAUCAGAAGAGGAAAGGUGAGCCUGAGAAGAAACAUACACAGAAUCACAGCAAAGAGCACUCAAAGAGAAAGGUUGAAGAAGUUGCGAGAAAUGGGACACACAAGAAAGUUAAGUUGGAAAAAAAUCCCAACUCUUCAUCUGAUAACAAAGAAUCAUCUGCAAUAAAAGUGCAUAAAUCCUCUUCUGAAAGCUUGCACAAGGAACAUCGGCAGCCUCAGAAAGCUGCGUCGCCUACACCGCACGCGCAUAAGAAGCCAGAAAAGGUUGCACAAAAACGGCGCCCUAGCGAGAGCAGCACUUGCAGCCAGCAAUCCACAACAAACAAAAACAGUCACAAAGAUCCUUCCUCUUCCAAGCACAGGAAGGUGGAAGAAAAGCACUCUGAGCAUGUCAAAAACAGCAAGGGGUCUACAGAAAAUAAAACAAACCCUUUUCCAGUGCCUUCUUUGCCAAAUGGUAAUGCCAAGCCAACAAGACCUCAGCUCAAGUUUGAAGAAAAGUUAUAUUCACCGGAGCAUUACAUGAAGGAGGCCAAGAAGUUAAAGCACAAAGCUGACGCCAUGUCGGACAAGAUCGGGAAGGCUUUAAACUACUUGGAUGCAGCCAUGUUUUUCAUUGAAUGCGGUAUUGCCAUGGAAGCAGAUGUACAAGCACCAAAGUCUGCUUAUACUAUGUUUGCAGAGACUGUUGAUCUCAUUAAAUUUAUAAUGAAGUUGAAGAACUUUACAGACUCCUCUGCUCCUACAAAUGAAAAAGCUUUAGCUGUUUUAUGUAUGCGUUGCCAGUCCGUUCUCAACAUGGCGAUGUUUCGCUACAAAAAAGAUACAGCAAUAAAGUAUUCCCGCACUCUUGGGGAACACUUCAAGAGUUCUUCCAGAGCAGCACAAGCACCUUCUCCCUGUGUUGCAAGAAGUACCGGUACUCCCUCCCCUUUGUCCCCCACACCUUCUCCUGCCAGUUCUGGAGGAUCUCAGCCAGGUUCCUGCACCAGCAACAGUGGGGGUCAGAGCUCCUCAGUUAUUAUUCCCCAGAUGAUCCACCACAUCGCCUCAUCCUAUGUAAACAUCACCUCUUAUUUCCUAUAUGCGUACGACAUCUGGGAACAGGCUGAACUGCUGGCAAAGAAAAAUAAAGAAUUUUUUACAGAUCUCAACAACGUUGUUUGCCGCCUGGCACUGAACAGCACUAUGACGGAACUGGUACACUACACCAGGCAGGGUUUACAAUGGCUGAGACUAGAUUCAAGUACGACUUAAAUAAAGCUGUAGGAGCCCUACCCUCUGAAUGAUCUUGCACUUUGGAAGCCCAGAGAAUCUGAGAUUUGGGUACAGUAAUUUAAGGAAUUUAAUAGAACAUUACAUUAUUUUGAUCAUGGGAUCUGGUUUUGACUGGAAGCUUGUUGAACAUUUUAGAUUGCAGCAGGCAUUGGACUCCUUGAUGAAAUGAAGGAAGCCCGGAAAUAAAUGAUGCAUUUUAAGCAUUAUAAAAAAAAAAAAAAAAAAUAUGAAAAAAGUGCAAUGUAUUACUGGAAAGGUCAGACAUGUCAAUGGUCUUUAAACAUUUCUAAACCAAACCAGCACAAAAGGAAUGUCUCAUGGAACAAUUUCAAGCCGAGAAAUACAUUUUGUGAAGUAUAUAAACAGUUUGCAUUCAUCACUAGAAGGACUGGAAGGAUUGAUAUUAUCUUACACAGAAAAGACUGGUUGCCAGUGAAAGCGAGGGAGAUGAUGAUAUAUGGACAACACAAUUGCCCCUAUACAGCAUUAAUAAAGUACAUUGUCUCAAAGGGGGAGGGAUAAAACAUGAUAGAAUAGGAUUUAAAUUUCUUUUUUUUUUUUUUUUUUUUUUUUUUUUAAUGUACCCAGGUUCAAUGCUUUGUGCCUUAGACCAAGAUUCUAAUAAUCCUUUAACAUCUGUCAUGUUUUUCUUUCCCACCAGAGACCAGAACUGUUGCCAGGUGGGGGAGGGACAGGAGAAAAUAUUUUGUGGCAUAGUGAUAUAUUUAUUAUUUGACUUAAAAUCAGAUAAGUAAAUUGUUUCCUGAUUUCAAUAAAUUUUUAUUUUUUUGCUGAUCAUGUUUUUCUAAACAAAUCAGGUUACGUCAUUGAUUCUACAUAUUCACUUUGUCUAAAUCAGAUGUUGUUCAGAAUGCACAGCUUUUGAGGUACAGCCGAGUCCUGCUAUGCUUAAAAAGAGUAACUUUCUAGCCACCACUGAUGUGAUCUUGUAUAAUUUAAGUGAAUACUCUAUUCAUAAUCUUAAUUUGUAAAAAAAAAAAAAAUGCGCUUGUCUUGUACUCUUUUGGUAAUAUUGCUUGUUUACGUGUCUGUAUCUGUCUUGGGUCUAAGUAAUACCCCAUCCCCCAUAAUUUUUAUUUUCUUUAUUGAUAAAGAAAUUAUUUUAUUUUUUUUUGAGAAAAAAAUAUUGUCCUCAGAUGAUGAUAAAAUUGUGUGUUUUUAGAUAAAUGGGAACAUAUCCGGGGGAGGGGGGGGGACCAAUAGCAUUCCCAGCUACUUAAUUAAAAUUUCCUUAGUGUAAGCGCAAAUACCAAUCGAAAUAUAGAUCCAUACUAGCGUUUCUCAUCAAUUUUAUACACCCAGCUCCACAUUACAAAACUGUCUUUUUCAGUUAUAGCACUUCGCUAAAUUGUAUGUUACAGUAAAAAAUAGGUCAGGCUGAAGAAACAGUGUUAAAGGCUGGUGUCAUGAUCAAAAACUUUGCAUGUUCAAAUCUAUUUUAGUUUUGUAUGUGUAACCUAUCUUUCCAUGAGGAGAGAGUACUUUUUUGUAAGUGAAGUCAGAAGAUCACUUACAAAAACACAUUUUAAUCAAUCAAUUCGUUUUUGACUCAGGUCCUAAUAAAUUUACAUAAUGUCAGGAUUUCUUGCACAGUUUGCCUAAUCUAGCCACUGAUUAUAGAUUUGCAUAGGUUGAGCAAUCCUCAGAUUCAGGCCUUCUGAUGUCACAACUGGAGUUUGGAACUGUUGGAGCCUUUUGAUUGACUGUCAUAUAAAAGGGAUUUAAAAAUGACUUCAUGAUGACAUCUAAAUAAAGUGUUUUUUUUGCGUUUAUUCCUCAUUUGUGUAAAAAAAAAAAAAAGACUUUUAAAAUUAAUUUUUGCCUUUUAAUCUUUAAAAAAAAAUUAAAUGUUUCCAAUACUCCUCAUACGGCACUGUGACUAAAGGCAUUGCGACAGUAAGCACUGUUUACUCGCAUUUGACCCCAGUGUACACAUGGUUAGUGCCAUUGAUAUCAUGUGCUAGUCAUUGGACUUGGGCAAGGGGCCAAAUGCUUGUGAACAUUGUAGUUGUUCAUAUUUUUGGUUUGCUUAGAUGUAUUAUGCACUCUGUAUACUGUCCUUUUUAAAUAAAAUAAAAAAUCAUGUUUAGUCAGCCACAAUUGUUACGUGAUGGUAAUUUAUGUAUUGAAGGAAGUCCCUGAAUCUUCUGUAUAUUUUUUUUUAUAGCAGUUUAAUUGUAGUUGUGCAAAUUCCUGUUAUUGAAUUACAUUUUAAAUGUUUUAUUUAACACCUGCCUCCCCCACUCCAGCCACUUUUUUUUUAAAUUUUUUUUUAUUGCAUGCAGUAUGGCUAGAAUGUUGAGUGGCUAACAGUUUUUUAAAUGUCAUCUUCAGAAAAAAAGCUGUCUUGUAAACGGCGGCCAGAUGGAGCGGGUUAAAAAAUAAUUCUAGGUUUAAAUCAAUAGCUGGAAUCUACAAUAGCACUUUAUGAAUUAAACUGCUAAAAUACAGAGAUUCUCGAUCUUCUUUCAAUACAUAGCAAAUUAACCAAUGGUAAAUGUGUACUGACUUUCCCAAAUAGAUUAAGGGCUCUAUAAUAAACGUACACAUUUCUGUUCUUUUAGGCACCCCUCGAGUGUCGUACAUAAUAACUAUAAAAUAUAUAUCUUGUUUAUAAGAUAGCAUUCAGCCAGUCUGUAUUUAUUAUGGUGAGGCAAUCUUUGUUUGAGAAGUGAGAGGUAAAAAGAUAAUGAUAAAUAGACAUGGGCAUUGCGCAUCUUAGUUAGCUGCCAAAUGCAGGAGUAGACGGCUCUUUUUUUGGAGCCGAAUUUAUGAUUUGUAAAAGAUCAACACACUAUGGUCUGGAUUUACACAGAUCUUGGUAUAGUGAUCUUCCACAAACACAAACCCUCUCCGAAAAGAGUCAAAAUCUACGAGGGGCUGCCAACGUCUGCAUUUCACAGCUAACAAAGCUGCCGAAUGCCCAUGUGUAAUGAAAACAAUAAAAAAUAUGGCAGAAUAUAGCCCCUUAUGUUUUAUGAUAGUCAUGGUACAUCAGAUUUAACAUGAUAAAUUAUAGCUUCCAAUAAAUUUGAAGUCAAAUUCAUUAGAAUAAUGUCCCAUUUAAAUUAAAAAGUGAGCAAUGGUUUGAAAUGAUCGGUUAGAAUUUUGCAGUAAGCAUAGUAAUUGUUUUAUUUAUUUUGGGGAGAAACAUUAAGGAAACCUUGUAGCUAGCGUGGGUAAAAUGCUUUAUCCAGAGAAAAGUUUUUACGUCUGAAAAUUGUUAGCAGCCUACAGAGUAAUUUAUGGUAAACAGACUUUAUCCUUUUUCAGAAUGUAUUUAACAUUUUCUUACAAAUAGGUUAGCUAGCUUUCAUGAAUUAAAUGUAGAUUAAAGGGCAUUUGUGUCUACAGAGCUCUUUGAUUGUGAAUGCAAAUUUAUAAUUAGAUAAAUCUUUCCAAGAUGUUUGUUGGAAGGUGUUUUAUAGAGUGAAUGAGUGUGCAGGUUUAGAAUCUGUACCAGUUAUGUAUCUAAAAGAGUUAUCAUUUUGUUUGCAUUUAAUUUUUUAAAAGAUCUUCAUUGCCAGAUUUUUUUCUUUUUAGAUAAUAAUUUGCACAUAAUUUGACUUUAUUGAUCUCACUUUUUGCUAGAAAAAAAAAUCUCCUAUUCAAGUAUUUAUAUUUAUAAGAUGUUUAUUUUAUAUAUACUAUUUACAAAAAAAACCAAUUUGUGAUCUGCAGAUAAAAAUAGAUGAAUUUGGGUGGUUUUUAUAUGCCAUAUGUUCACGGUGGGGACAUCUGUUUCUGCAAAAACAUUCCUUUGCGGUCUACUUUUAUUGAAAGUUGAGUACAUCUUUGUUUUUAAUAGCUCAAGAUACAGGGAAAAAAGUGUAAUGUAGACAAGAACAUACAAAAUUAGUGCUAAUGGUAACAAAUUCAAACUCACCGAUCACCAAAUUUAUGUACCUUACUAUUUAAAUUGAGCAACAAAUGUCUAUGUUCAGUUUUUAUAAUGGUCCAAUUUCUAGCUAUAACAGUAUUAUAUAUAGAUAUAGUGUAACAUUUUGACAGUGGGCUAUUGUACCUUUUAAUCUGUAAGAUUUGAAUGAAUAUUUAGUCUACAGUAACAAUGUCAUUUUACCGUAGGCAGAAAUAUUUUGUGUUUUUCCACUAAUGAGUUGCCAAUUGUAUGUCUAUCUCAUAGACCUCAAUAGAGCAGUACUCUCUUCUCUUGUUUUGUGUGCAAUGGAAAUCAUAGCAUGCCAAACUCAACCCCCACAAAUACUGAACUAGCUGUGUAUCUACCGGUGCUUAUUGGAUCAGAGGCAGAUUCCACACGAGAGCAGCAGUGCUCUGUGGUUCUCAAGCAGUACUUUAACUAUGUGUAGCACCAUUUGGGGGGGUUAAAUGCAUAGCUUUGCAACAUCACUAGUAAUUAAAUGACAUCUAAUUAAUUAGAGCAUGUCAUUUUAUUACUAAAAUGGCCUCCUUAAUAAACACAUGGAAGUGAUGCUUUAAGUCAAAUGCAUCACUUCCAGUUCUAUGACUGUAACUUGGCCAUUAAAUUGUGCAUGUCCUGUUCUUAGAAUAGUUUAAAUAUCAUAUUUUACUUUACAGUCUCUGUCUCUAGUUUUAUUUUUUAAUUUUGAUCAAUUAAAUGUAAGUACAUAAUCUCAGUUGGUUUCUUGAUAAGUGCAUGACAACUACAUUCUGUUUAGAGAACAAAUAUCUGCAGACAAAAUUGGAAGGAAGCAAAAAGUUUACUCAUUGUGAAUUCCAUGUAAUCUUCUGGACUGUAAUAUGGCAAAUUAUUAAGACACUGAAGUCCAAAUGUUUUUACUUAUGUAUUAAAACAAGCAUAUUUUAGCAUUCCAAAAAAAGUUCAGUGAAGAAUAUUCAUAAAUACACUGGAUAUAUAUAUAUAUAUAUAUAUAUAACAGCAGGCAGGCCAGCACUCACGAUUAACAUUUCAUCCACCCAGGGUGCUUCCACGGUAUUGAUAGUAGUAAAGAAUGGGGAUACACUCGCCAGGAUUUCCAAAGUUACCUUUAAUGUCACAGUGUUCUCGGGUGGCAUUAUAAAGUAACUGGGUGGGGGCUGUGCUAUCCAGAGCACAAAUUACAUAAUUUAACAUAAAUGUAAUGAUAAUUUGUGCAAUUAACAUUGAACAUUGUUAAUAUGAGCUAAUUUUAGCUUAAUAUUGGCUAAAACGUUAGCUGGGUGGUCUGUAAAAUCAGCGGGGUGGUGCACCCAUUAAAAAGGCUCCUUGGGAAAACUCUGAGAUUAUGUAUAAAAAUAAUGGAGGAAAAAGAUCUAGACAGACAAUUUGGUCUUCAAUGUACUUCUAGCUGCACAUUUUUGGAAUGCACUAACUAGACCAGUAAUACUACUAUGGUUUGCAUAAAACACUAACUGUGUUGGUAAUAUGGUGAUACAUGACACAUUCAGUGGUUGGCUAUGAAACUAUAGAACAUCACUAGGACUGUAACGAUAAACUGGUGACCAGCUGUACCCCAAAUUAGGUUCUGGACAUUGCACACCCUCUUUGUAUGCAAAUUGUCAUUAUCACCUCUUAUUUACAUCUGACAACCUAUUCAUAGUUGCUUGGUCUUUUAGAAAGUUUCUUGACUUGUAUAAUCAAUUAAAGAGUCCGUAAUGAGAUAUCAAACAUUAAAACUUCAUUUUUUUUUCUUCAUUCUUGCGGACCUGUAUUGCACAACAUAAGGAAAAAAGCAGUAUGGAUGAAAAACCAACAGAUACACAGUGCCUUAAGGUUUAAACUUCAGGGAUUAAUCAAUGAUGAUCAGAAAUAUACUCUUCUUAGCCCGUAAUAAAUUAUAUCAGACAUUCUCAAACUUGGCCCUCCAGAGGUUUUGGAACUACAUUGCCCAUGAUGCUCAGCCAGCAUAUCAGCUGGCUGAGCAUCAUGGGAAAUGUGGUUCCAAAAACCUCUGGAGCGCCAAAUUUGAGGAUGUCUGAAUUAUAUAGUAUUACAUCUGUCAAACAAACCACUGCAACUCUGGCAUUUCUUAGUAACAGAUUUCCAGACCUCCUCACACAAGUUUAGCAUGUUAUUAUUUCCUGCUUGUGUGAGCUAAUAUUUCUUUAAUUCUGUCAACAGCCAAAAUGUAUUGACACAUACAAUAUUAAAUUUUUUUUUAAAAUAAUUUCCAUGUCAAAAUUUAACUAUAAUUUGAUGGUAUUUAUUAAUGGAAUUCUCACCAACUGAAAAGAAAGAUGGCCGACUCCUUAUUUCAUAUUAUAAUGAUUGUAAUAUUAAUAAUAUAUAUAUGUGCAAUGGGAAGAUGUGCAAAGGAACCAUUAAUGGAGCUAAGUGGUGUAUUUUUAACUACUUUCUGGAAUAAAUCAUCAUUCUAUGGCUUAUGUCAAUAAUUCUUUAGCUGCCUUGUACAGUUCUUUACGGUGAGAGAGACUGAACAGACCUGUGAUUUUUCGUUUGUUUUCUUUUAUUUAAAGAAAAAAAGUCUAUGUGAAAUCUCUUUCCAAAGAAUCUGUGCCACUGAUAUUUUGUUCAUUCUAUUGUCAAAUAUAAGGAUAAUUUGCUGUAAAGAACAUAAAAAGGAACAUAUGAUUUAUUCUUUUUUUGGCAAGAAUUAAGCUGUAAAUAAAAUAUCAAAUAUAUUUA
Molecule: messenger RNA, 10578 nt
Organism: Bombina bombina (fire-bellied toad)
Lineage: Eukaryota; Metazoa; Chordata; Amphibia; Anura; Bombinatoridae
Gene: AFF1
Product: ALF transcription elongation factor 1
Exons: 21
Coding region: 369-3950 (1193 amino acids)
Biological process (GO): regulation of gene expression
Cellular component (GO): nucleus; super elongation complex
Source: RefSeq, a predicted model, not a curated record